AUGCCGUGGAGUCAUGGGGUGUCACGGCCAUGCACGCCGCACCUUCAGUGUGUUAUUCUCUCUAUCGUUUAUUUACACUCUCUUUUUAUACCAGCGCUCUUGGGCCAAAGCAUCAUUGCGACUCUUCUUCUCGUUUUGAAUCUUGUUUGUGCCGUGCGGUACGAGAACCAUCGGUGGCGGCAUCUCACAUUACACAGCAGUGACAAUUGGAAUGACGCCAUUUCGGCACGACUUAUACCAGUAAGAAAAGUGUCACUGCUUUCAUUUCUUCUUCCUUCUCAACUGCUGUUGUACGUGAGUCUGGUUUUCUCCUGUCUACAGUUGUUUCUUGCCGCCACCCUUGGUUGGUUGCUUGGUCUAUCAUUCAUGCAGCAGGGGUGGCCAAAGGCAGUGCUGAAUAGCCUUGGAGUGUGGGGAAGAAAGGACGUCCUUCCCCUCGUGGUCAAUGUCGUGUCAUCGACGCUUUUAGCAGCCACAAGUGCAGCGCUUUGUUUUCUACUCCGCAAGCAUCAAUUUCAACCUUCAACGGAGCCAAACCGUUUGUUUCAUCGUAGUUCUCUGUUGUGCCUUGCCUUGCUCGCACCAGUGACCGCCUCUUUAUAUCCCACUUACGACUGCACGCCUCUGUUCGUUGUUCAUUUCUUGUGUAUGAUGUCUUUUUCGAUCUCUUCAUUCCCAGUUCUACGGGUUCGAUUAUUGGAGGUGGCCACGAAAGGAUGUACGGUGGUGAGUCUUCUACUGCUCGCGGGGGGACUGUUGGCGCAGUCACCAGUUGUGCAGAAAAUUGUUCUUGAGCACGGGGAGCCUAUUUAUGUCUGGAGUAUCAUGCGGUAUGAAUGUGAUUGGGCCAAGAUAUUUAAAAGUGCUGCGGUCUUUCGAAGGGGCGCACAAUUUUUGCUCCUGGCGUACACCAUUGUGGCCUCACGUUAUGUGCAUGGUAGUUGGCGCUGCAUAUCAAGACGUGAGUUGGAGGAGCACAGGGAAUAUUUUUAUGAGCCUCCAUUUUUACUGUGGCAACUCUUCUCUGUGCGAUACCCAGCAAGGUUGAGGAAAAUACAGCAGUUUAUGGGAUAUUACUUACCGCUAGCCGUUUUUCCCCUGAUGAUCAUUAUGAGUUUUAUGGUCAUGGAUCUUGUGUCUAUUCUGAUGGUUAUUACAACCCUCUUUGGGUUUUUGUUGCCGUCUGACACGUAUGUGGCGCUGCUUCCAUUCUGUUACGGAGCAAUUGCAUUGGGGAUCGUCUUGGAGUUUGUGGCCACUGUAGACAGCCGGUUGCAACAGCCGUUCUUUAUGGUUUACGCAGCAACUGGUGUGACCGCCUUUAUGAUACGCCUCGCUCAGUGCUUUAUAAACUCUUUGCUCAUCCUGGCUGUCUGCAUGUUUCGUGUGAACCCCAUUCAGGGACAAUAUAGAUCGCUCGCAGAGAAAAAGGCACAAAUUCGAAUGGCAUUUAAUCGCCUCCAGAAUCGCAUUGAUGAAAUACAAUGUAUUUUUAAACGGGUAUGCAAUAGCACCACAGGCACUGUGAACCGUGAAGGAUUUCCUGAGCUUUUAAAGCUGGUGGUACCGACAUCCCGCAUUAGGGAGAAGGAAAUAGACUCACUUUGGCGUUUUUUGACGGAAGGGGAGCCGGUUCUUCUGCAAACAACCCCACAAGUAACCCCAAGAAUAAAUAAGGCCACCCUGGAAUUUGCAGGGCAUGCCGAUGCGGUAAGAAAUCCUUUGAGCCAUUUGUCCAGUGCUCUUCAUGGCGGCCGAAGAGCGUCCACAUCGCGCGAGGAGUCAAACGGCAACCGCGAUGACAAUGAUGAAAAAGGAGAAGAUAUGGAUUUAGAGGCAUGGGAGGAAAUUAAAAACGGCCUUGAUUCCACUUCCUGCAUGGGCGCUUUGGAGACAAAGAGCCCUUCCAGGGAAGGGGAAAAGUCGCUAGAGGCUGCGUUCACAACGAUCUCUUUCCAGGACGUUUCGUCGGGAGAAGACCAAUUUCGCCGUGGUGAGCAUAAAAAUGGUCUGGAAGAAAAAGUGCAACAUCAACAGUGUUCGGGGCGGAACUCAGAUGCGCUUUCGCGUACCAUUUCUGCCGUUGGGUCGCCUGGUGGUACCGUCGCCUACCUUGACUUUCUUGUGCUAGUGAGUAAGAUUGAGUCGUAUCGUAUGCAACAUAGAAACGGGGUGUAUGUAGCGGCGUCAAUGCUAAAACAAAUCAUUUGCCUUAAUGCCUCUACUCUUUCUCUUAUUGCGAUGUUUGCCAUUUCCAUGGCAGUAAAAAGGUUGGAUAUUCUUAAUGGUGUGUACCUUUUGUUUUUUAUUGGCCUGGCAUGCGUCCCAUGGUAUAUGUUGUACUGUUGGUUUAUCAUAGUUGCGUAUACAGCGUUGCAUGUCGCAGUUCGAUUUACUGUCAUGGUCUACAAUGCCAGCUAUCACCCAAAUGAUACACCUUCGUACUGGAUGGAGAUUAUUGGCAUUGAUAUUGGCAAGGAUCCUUUUGCCCUUUUGGUUUACUUUCUUUUACUUAUCUUGGCGGUGUUUCAACUUCGGAUUUCAAGGCAUGAGGCGAGCGGGAAGAUUACCAUCCAAGAAAUUCUUCAACGGAUGGAAUGGCGUCGUUUUACGUCGUGUGAUUUUUUUCCACAGUUUUACCGACAUUUCUUGGAAUUGUCGACGUCGCUGGUGUUAGUGAUGAUGGCGCUUUUUAUUCCUCACAACGUUUUUAUCGCCGGCUUUGCGCUCCUGUUUCUUCUCUAUUUCUCCUUGGGAGCGUAUUCCAAGCUUGCCGAGAGCGUGACGCUGAUCGCUUUAGGUGCCUAUAACGUGGCGGUGUUGCUUAUCAGUGCACUUUACCAUGUACCAGCCAUUUCAAAUUCUUUUGCUGAACGAUUGUCUAACGUUACCGUGUGCCAGAAAAUCACGGUACAGAGGUGUGCGUUGGAUGUUGGUGUCUCUCAGAAUAAUCAGUUUGGUUCCAUGUCGUUGAACCUUCUUCCAUGGUACUUGGCAGCAGCACUCUCUGUUGCCCUUUGCAGGCAUUAUUUUGGGGUGCUUGGGCGUGGGAUAAAUAGGCGUGAGGAGGGAAAUGACGACGAAGGAGCCUCAGUAAGAAUGGAAGAGAUGCAAAACAUGCCUGAUCCUUCGAUUUCAAACCGUCGCGGAGCACGUGAGGAAGAAGAAGAAGAAGAAGAGGUGGCGAUGGUGGUGGAAGUGGCGAGGGAAGGAAAUCAUGCGAUGCGUGAGGAAAGAGAUUUUCUUGAAAACGACGGGAGGCAACGGAUGGGGUUGUUCUUUUGCUCUUACACAGCAACACGCGGUACCUUUAUCGGACGCUGUGUACCAAUGGCGUUUGCGAUAUCACGGUAUCUUUACCUUGUCGUCACCUUCAUUCGAGAAGCUGGGACAGCACAGGGCAAGCUGAUGGUGUGGGUAUCUCUCGCGUAUGCAAGUUUAUCCAACUUCUCCCUCUUGGGGGCGGCCUUCAUGGCACUUUUUCUUCUCGACUCUCGCGGCAUGCCGGUGGUGGCUGUUGCUGUUGCGCAAAUGGCGUUGAACUAUGUGUACCCGUUUUUCUUCAUCCCGGAGGCUCCGCUUUCAGUCAGCAGUAAACGUUUUUUCGGCCUGCAGAAAACGCAAAACGGGGAGAGGCCGAGUAUCCUGCCGCCAAUUCUGGCAUGCGCCAUGGCAGUAUUUUACAUGCACACGGAGAAGGACCGGGCCGCACGGCAUCAAGAAGAUGCACUGCGUCAAGCACAUAGGCUUAAGAAUCCACCUUAUCAUACUCCUUCGACACGCGAUGGAAUGCGGGCAUUUUUCAGAAGCGAGGAGAUUCAAACGCCAUAUGUACCGUUUGUGGCAUCGCGGGAAAAUCGAGAGAGGACGCGUGAAGUGUAUGAGCCUCCGGCUAGGCUUAUUACUCUCAAACAGCAGCUCAUUUUCAUGUGGAACUACUUCCGAACCCGUUUUUUUCUGGAUCUCAACUUUGAACUCACAGUGCUUGUUGCGAGUCUCGGUCUUGCCCUUACGCCGGAUCGUGUUACGGGGCUUGUCUUUUUUGUUGAGUUUAUUCUCAUGUGGUUGAUUGGACGUGUGCGAAGUACAACAGAGAUACGCUACGCCGUGCUCCAAGAGUCCCUCAUUGUGAUUGCUCUCGGCGGACUAUACUUUAUUCGUCUAGGGCUGCCGAAGGGGCUGGUGGGCGUCUCCAUCCUACACCCAGAGGAGUGCAAUGCAUGGGACCAUUAUUGUGGCUGCGGCCUUCCGCUGCAUCACUUUGUCCUCAUGUUUGCACUUUUGGUGUUGCGGCGCUGCAUGCGGCAAAAUGUGGCUGAGGUACGCGCAACGACUUUGUGUGUGGAGGGUGCUUUUGAGCUCGGUGAGCUUCUCCGCAGGAAGGAAAAAGAAGUGGAGGAUUGUCGAAGGCUCCUCCGCUCAGAUAUUGAAAGCGUUCUACCUGCUCCAUCGCGCGAUAUUAUACGGAACCCAAGGACGCUGUUUGAUCUCCUUAUCGCCGUGUCGUGUGCAUGUUUACCAGCUGCAGUAUUUGCCUUUGUGCAGGGCGUCUUGAUGGCGUCACUGCUGGGGGUCGUAGAAAUUGCGGCAUCCCUCUGGAUCCUGGCAUUCAAGCGUUAUCUCGCGUGGCGUUGGCAUAAAGUUUGGCCGUUUUUCAUAUUGUUUCUUUUUUUGACUUUUCUCCCUCAGUUGUUGGCUCGUCUUCCGCUGACACCUCCGCUAAUGACCCACGCGGAGAAUGUGAUGCUUGCGCUCGGCUUUAGUCCCUGGUCACGUGGGACCACGGUGGGACAGGCGAUGGUGCUCUUUUCGGCUGUGUUGCAGCAACGCAUCUUUAGUGAGUUUUUCUUUGCGGCAUAUCUUAUUGGGCUAUGCAGGGGCUCACUGGCCGCUGUGGAGCGGAAUAGGGAGAUGCUGGAAUAUUUCCGUAGGAAAGACGAGGAGCUGCAGUGUCAAGUAGUCAAGGAGGAGGAGGCAUUGAAAAGAAGGCUCGAACAGCUUUUCUCCGAGCGGAACAUGUGUGCGUGCCAAGAUGAAAUCAAAAUUGGGGGUUUGAUGCCAACACAGAGAGUGAACGAGAAGGAAACGAGGGAGGAGAGGGAAUUCUCAAGUGGAGUGGCGCCGCUUUCUCCUAUGAUGGGUUCGGUUUUGAAGGUUCCGUUGAGUGUUUCUGCGCAGUCGGACACUUAUUUCAGUGUCUUGGAUUCCCCAAAGCAACUGACGAAAGCAGGGGCGGCCGUUGACUGCCCUGCCACAACGUUUGACGGGAGGUUGAGUGGCGUUUGCUCAGAAGAACAUGUCCCCCCUGCACGGGAAGACGACAGGAAAGGAGGGAUAUGCAGUAAAAUAUCGAAUGCGAUUGAAUGUUGGUCGGAGCAACUUGUGCAAUAUUUUUCCUUCCGCACUUAUCGUGGAAAGGCACCUCCACGGACGUAUUCUCAGGGGUACCGUGUACUCUUUGCAUUUACUCAAUUUCUUUUGCGGAAAUAUGCCUAUGUGUGCUAUUUCCUGUUUAUGCUUAACUAUGCGCUCAGCGGAACUAUAGUGGAUAUGGUUCUCUCCCUCUCCGCCGCACUCUAUGGGAUGCUUAUUUUACCAUGGUCAGGGAGAAUUUACUGGAGAAACGCUCUUAUUUACAAUGUUUUCUCCAUUCUUGUGAAGUGUGUCAUACAACUUAUCGUUAAAUGGUUUGCCAUGAAUCACAUGGCAUUGAAAAUUGUUUCCGCGUGUGUGCUGGACAUUGGCCUGGACCGGACCGAACCGUCCUUUUCUGCCAUGAAUUUGGACAUUAUUAUGGACUUUGUUCUCUUUGUCAGCAUCAUCAUACAUCGUCAGUUUUGUUUUGAUUACGGCGUUUUUGCUAAUGAGCACGAGGAGCCAUUCAGACCGCAUCGGAUGGAAACGGAAAAGGGGGAAGUCCACAGAAAAAAAAAACAUCACCGCAACGAGGAGAGCACGGCGGGCCGACGUGAAUUGCCCGAGGAGGAUAUGGAUAGAAUUGAUGUUCAGUGUGUUGUGGUUGUUGCAAAUGAAGGAAGACCGUCACGGCAGGCACCAUUGUCAUCAUCAUCAUCAUCAUCCACUCUGGAGUUGCUGGCGAAUAAGCAUGACGAUAAUAAUGUCUAUAAUAGUAACCAUGAUGGAAUUGGUGAGUACAACAACUCAAUGCGUCAAAAAUGGCAAAAGAGAGUCUUCAAAAAAGGUGGAGUGUUGCACAAAUACUGGAACAACAUAUGUGAACGCUAUGGUACUGGAUCAGACUACUACACCCUUCAGUUCUGGGCGGACGGUCUUUCUCUUAUCGUCUUUACCGUGGUUUACUUUCUUUUGGCGGGUGAUUUCCGCGGUAGUAUUCUUUACAGCGUACAGCAAGAUCUUCUUCCCUGGCAAUUGGUACUCAUUCUCUUUGCAGGGGUCAUGUUAAUGGCGGCUGAGCGUAUCGUAUAUGUGUUACAUUCCGUCCAGCUCAAGUUUGUCCUUCAUGUAGUUACGAUAUUGGCGUACCAUGCUAUCUUCAUGCUGUGGCGCCUCACACUCGCCCAUCGGUCGACCACGGCUGCUGUCAUUAUUCUUUUGAUGAGGUUUUUUUCUGGGAGUGUGAGUGCAUUACAAUUGCAGAAGGGGUAUCCUUUUCACCGAAAGCAUGAUCCUUUUACGACACACACGGACAUUUUUCAUUGGCUAGGACAUGUUGUGUAUCGCGCCAUACCAUUUCUUUUUGAGCUGCGGCUUUUACUUGACUGGUCGGUCUCUUGCACGGCGCUAAAGUUGCAGCAUUGGAUGCUUCUUGAAGAUGUGCAUCACACCGUGUACAUGCGCUACGUGGAUAUCAAUGACUUGGCGUGGACAAGCCCAAGGAAGGGACGGCAAUUUCCCUUCUUUGUGAGAAUGUACCAAGGCAUUGUCGGUUUUGCCGCGUGCCUUCUCGUCCUGUUUUUUCCUCUCAUGUUAUACUCCACCUUUAACCCAAACGUCGGUGUAAAUCUUGUGACGUCAUGGCAGACAAAAAUUGCCUUUGGCACUACAUCAAACUUUUACACAGCCACAGCCACCGAGGCUCCCGUCUCACAAAAUUUGGUUUCCAUUCUCUGGGAGCUGUUGCCAUCCCUGCAGCACGAUGAAUUUGGCUCUCAGGGCCUACUGCAGCUGCUAAUGUUUCCAAGGUGCAGUGCGGAGGUGUGGAGCGCCACGCCAGAAACACGGCUGUUGCUGUUAGGUCAACUUAACGCGGCCGUGAAUAAUGAAACAACUUUUUUUAUACAUAAAGAGGAUCAUGUCGUGCGCAUGGAAGUGUCAGCACCAGAGACACGAAGGGUUCGUAGCUAUCAGCGAUACAUGGUUCCUUGGAGUACCGUGGUGAAGCUACGGGAUGCUCUGGAGGGAGCGCAUCUUUGGUAUACAUCUCGGCAUUUGGAAAAACAUCAGGGAGGAGUUCACUCUGCUUCCACGCUGGUGUACGAAAGUGGCGAUUGGAUUCCGCUACCACAGUUUUAUAGUCCUUUUUUGAACAACAUACAAAACGAUUUGGUAAUGAAAAAACACGUGCGGGCAGAUUGUGCGGUUCAGCUGAAUGGCGUUGGAAACAGUGAUGGCAAGACUCCCCCGGUAUUGUAUUGGUGUGUUCGUUGUAACUCCUUUGCUAAUCUGACCGACGGCUCAACCACCAGGACAUGGAGUAUGAAUGGCGCGAAUGAACCUCUGGACAUGGCCGAUAAUGAUAAUGAUAAUGGGGAAGCAAUGCAAAGUAAGGAGACGCUGGUGUCGGACACCAAUGCGGGCAAUAUUACCGGUAUUUUUGAGAUUGUGGCCUCAUCAUAUGUUGCACUCAAUCUCUCCCUUGUUUUUUUGCCGAACAUGGGAAUCAUUGCACUUUACACAACGUUCAUUUUGGCGAUUGGGACCUUUUUACGUAACACCGUCAUGGACCGCGCACAUCGUGUGGUGUUGAUGCAAGUGGCAAACCCGGACCCCAUUGCCGAGUUGCUUCGGUAUAUUUACAUGGCACGUUCCUCAGCAAUUAAUGGGUACGUGGACGGUCUUUUGCUGGAGCAGCAACUUUUUUUUGAACUUGUAGAUAUGCUUCGCUCACCCGAGCGUGUCUUGGCUCUCAGUGGCCGCCGCGUGGAUGACUACGACGGCUGCGGCAGGUUUUGUAAGUACCUGAAGAAGUCGAGUUACCACCCGUUUUGA
Messenger RNA from Trypanosoma cruzi, 8190 nucleotides. RefSeq lists its product as uncharacterized. Gene Ontology annotation, molecular function: monoatomic cation channel activity; mechanosensitive monoatomic ion channel activity. NCBI's taxonomy places the organism in Eukaryota, Euglenozoa, Kinetoplastea, Trypanosomatida, Trypanosomatidae. The record is from RefSeq and is a predicted model, not a curated record. Gene Ontology annotation, biological process: detection of mechanical stimulus; cellular response to mechanical stimulus; regulation of membrane potential. Gene Ontology annotation, cellular component: membrane. The transcript has a single exon. Bases 1 to 8190 code for a protein of 2729 amino acids.